GGCUAUUCUAAGCAGGUGGUUCCAGUGGAAAGCAGUGGGUCCGAGACACAGUGGGACAGAGCUGUGUGAAUGGACCAGGGGCACUGGGGGAAGAGAAGGGACCCCAAUACUUAACUAAAUCCUGGAGGAAAAAAAGCAUCAUCAACAACAACAGUUAUUCCUGCUGAGGGAUUAGCUCCUUGUCCAUGCCAUCAUGGGCCUGCCCUCGGUGAUGGUUCUGCCCCUGCUGAUAGUCAUUGCAGCUGGGGUGUACUACAUCUACAACGAAGUCUUACAAUUCAUGUCCAAGACCCAAGUGAAAAACAAAGUUGUGGUGAUCACUGACGCUGUGUCUGGGGUGGGGACUGAGUGCGCUCAUCUGUUCCAUAAGGGUGGUGCCAGACUGAUCCUAUGUGGGCCUAGCUGGGAUAAACUAGAGUCUCUGUAUGAAUCUCUGACUAUUGAUGCUGAUCCCAUAGAGACAUUUGCCCCGAAGCUGGUGAUCCUGGAUUUCAGUGAUAUGGACAGCAUGGAUGAUGUGGUAGCUGAGGUGAUGGAGUGUUAUGGCUACGUGGAUGUGCUGAUCUGCAACAGCAGUAUGAAGCUGAAAGCUCCCGUUCAAAGUGUCUCUCUGGAAUUAGACAGAAACAUUAUGGAUAUAAAUUACUUUGGCCCAAGCACUCUUGCUAAGGGUGUGCUUCCAUCAAUGGUGACAAGAAGAUCGGGACACAUUGUACUGGUUAACAGCAUCCAGGGCAGACUGGCAGUCCCAUUCAGAAGCUCAUAUGCUGCCUCUAAGCAUGCGGCACAGGCUUUCUUCGACUGCCUGAGGGCUGAGGUGGAGGAAUAUGGGAUCGUUGUCAGCACCAUUAGUCACACCUUCAUAAACAUGUCUGACCUGCCACCUGUCGAGCAGCCCGCUCCGAAACCAAACGCCCUGGCUGCAUUUAUCGCCAGCCAGCUGACCCAUGGCGUGCGCCCGUCAGUCCUGGCCAAUGAGAUUAUGCAAACGGUGAACAGGAAGAGGAAGGAGGUUGUGCUGGCCCACCCCAUCCCCAGGGUGGCCCUCUACCUUCGCUCCCUUUUUCCACCCUUCCUCUUCGCUGUGCUGGCGGCGGGAGUGAAGGACUCGCUGCUGGCUGAGCAGAUGCAGUAGGAAGAUGGAGAACCAGGGAUGUGAAAUAAAGUGCAGCUCGACUGGAAAUAGCAAAGAUGAAACUGUAUGUGAUGAGAGCUCCAGGCUGUUCUGUAAUGCCUGCGUAUUAGAUGGUUACGGAUACCUGCUGAACACAGUGUAAGCUGAAAUAUAAAGGACAUCAUCUGGACAAAGACAUACAGUGGUUCAAGUCUAAGAAAGAUUUAAAUGCAUUGCUUACCUGUAACGGCUUCCACAAAUUUUGAAUGUUACAUAUUGUUUACAAGAAAUCCAUUAAUUGUAAUUAUUUAGCUGUACUGCUUCACUCUUUGAUGUAAAAAGAGAAAAAAAAACCCUG
Melanotaenia boesemani (Boeseman's rainbowfish) is the source of this 1472-nucleotide messenger RNA. It is a transcript of the gene dhrs7cb, whose product is annotated as dehydrogenase/reductase (SDR family) member 7Cb. Gene Ontology annotation, cellular component: sarcoplasmic reticulum membrane. Gene Ontology annotation, molecular function: all-trans-retinol dehydrogenase (NAD+) activity. Gene Ontology annotation, biological process: regulation of release of sequestered calcium ion into cytosol by sarcoplasmic reticulum. NCBI's taxonomy places the organism in Eukaryota, Metazoa, Chordata, Actinopteri, Atheriniformes, Melanotaeniidae. The record is from RefSeq and is a predicted model, not a curated record. The transcript is spliced from 7 exons. The coding region runs from base 194 to 1135 and encodes 313 amino acids.